This is a messenger RNA of Paramacrobiotus metropolitanus, 1654 nucleotides long. RefSeq names its product ketosamine-3-kinase-like. Bases 5 to 1192 code for a protein of 395 amino acids. Lineage: Eukaryota; Metazoa; Tardigrada; Eutardigrada; Parachela; Macrobiotidae. The record is from RefSeq and is a predicted model, not a curated record. The transcript has 6 exons.
UCUGAUGUACUUACCACUUGGCGCAGCACCGGUUGUGUGUUUCCAUUAUUUUUCCCUUUGUAUAACAGUGUAUUUUAUUGUCGCUCUGUUUCCAGUUUUUAAUAAUUGUAACUACAUGCGUUGUAGAUUUGUUUGUGCAGUUUUUGUGAAAAAUUUUAAAUUCUGUUUGCAUUUAAAAAUGCCGGUGCAGAGUUAUGUAUCGACGGAUUAUGAAAGCAUGGCGCAGUGCAAUAUUGUUGGUAGUGCAUUGUUAUCGGACGGAAACAACGAAAACGGCGUGUUAAACGGUUAUAUCAACUGCACCGGAAAGGGCACUUAUCGAGGAAAGACCGUCUUUGUGAAGAUGAACAAAAACAGCGGGGCGGUGGCCAUGUUCCAGGGUGAGAAAGUAGGACUGGAGACCAUUGCCGCCACCGGCGAAGUGAAAGUGCCCCGUCCAUUACAGGUGCGUCUGUGUGGCCAGCACGGCGGAGAGCUUAUACUGGAGCAUAUGGACAUGCGUCCUUUAUCCGCUGAAGCAGAGGGACUGCUAGGUUACCAACUGGCUUGUAUGCAUCUGGAUAACAUCCAACGCCCUUUAUGGUGCGUCGGACGGAAGACGAAAAAGCGCGAUUCGUGGAACAUUGGCCAUGAUGCCGUUGUGAAGAGUUUCGGCUUUGUGUGCCCAACUAGUUGCGGGUACAUUUUGAACGAUAACACCUGGGAAAAUGACUGGACGGUAUUCUAUACACGCCGCGUACAAAAUCGAAUGGACUUUUAUCUGUGCGAAAACCAGGAUCGCGUUAUGGAGCAAUUGUGGGAAAAGGUCAAGACAGUAAUUCCUCGGCUGUUUUCGGACACCUGCGUGUACCCGAGUCUGCUGCACGGUGACCUUUGGCCGGGCAACACCGCCAUGACGGCGGAUGGGAAGCCGGUGUUGUUCGAUCCGGCCACCUUUUACGGCCACCACGAGUAUGACUUGGCCUGUGGCAGCUUAUUUGCGUCGUUUGGGGAUACGUUCUACGACGAGUACCAUAAGAUCAUUCCACAAUGCGACUCUCUUUAUUUUACUUACCGGCAGAAGCUGUACCAGUUUUAUUAUUUCCUGAACCAGCAUACGCAUUGGCAGUAUUACCAAAAGGAGCCACAGCUGAUGGAGCCGCAAGUGGGCAUCGACAUGCUCGAGUAUAUCCUGGAGGCUCCUGCUCCUUAGGCCGCACGUGCCUAAUCUGCCGCAUACCAGACAUAUUUCCGUGCUGCAUAUGAAUUCAACUUUUCAAGAACACCGCAAGGAUGCAUAUGUAUUGUUGGCCUGCAAAAAAUGCUGUCUUGUGCACGGAUUGUCUAUGGACUUGGGUCAUACCUUUUUAUAUCUCUCAAUUUAUAGUUUUAUACUUAUCUACUUAUCACAGUGCGCUUACGCGCUUGUAUGCUUUCGUCAAUGCAGUAUUUGCAUUUUUUUAGUUUCAAAAUUGUUUACAAACGUCAGGUUUAUUGUGUCCGUGUUGUACCUUCACCGUUUGCAACCAAUCAUGUUAAUUUAACAGAGUUUGCGACCUUCUGUUGUAGGUAUUAUGCUCGGGUUCUGCAGCGCGAGCAGCAAAAAUAGUUUGAUCGUUUUGAUCGGUUGCUGGUGGUGAAAAUCUGAUUUCUCUUAAUUGAGUAAUUAACAUGC